AGUGGCGACUAGAUGAAAGAUGUCUUUGCAGAAGACUUCCUUGCCAGUGCUGGUGAUAUGGCUCACAUUGGUCGUCAUACCAAGAUAUUCUUAUUCGCAAGCAAAUGGUCUUGCAAGACAAUACAAUUUCACCAAUAAAGGCAUCCGUUUAGUGGGCGGAAACAGUGAACUAGAAGGACGUGUUGAAAUAAGGAUUAAUGGAGUGUGGGGGACGAUUUGUUAUGACAUGUUUGAUAACAACGAUGCAGACAUUCUGUGUAGGAUGUUGCACACCAAUCUAAGUGCCUUAGAAUACUACACUGACGGACGCUACGGCUACGGCACAGGUCCUGUUUUCUACAGAAAUCUGCAGUGCAUAGGAUCAGAAGACAACGUUCAUAACUGCUCAAGCGAAACUGGCGAAACAUGUCCACACAGUUUGGAUGUAGGACUGAUGUGCUCAGGAUGUCCACGAUUAGAACAACGACAUUAUGGAUUUCUUGAGCAUGUGAACAUCACCAGCGAAGGGGAUGUGUACAUAGGCAACUGUGGAAACGGAACAAGUACAUUCACGUUCUUGUAUAAAUGCUAUCUAAACGGCUCAUGGGCAGAAGAUGGAACAAAUUGUGGGCCCCUAGAAGCUCUUAAUGAGCGCGUCUGGCAAAGGGCCGAAUAG
This is a messenger RNA of Dreissena polymorpha, 655 nucleotides long. Its product is annotated as scavenger receptor cysteine-rich type 1 protein M130-like. NCBI's taxonomy places the organism in Eukaryota, Metazoa, Mollusca, Bivalvia, Myida, Dreissenidae. The transcript is spliced from 6 exons. The record is from RefSeq and is a predicted model, not a curated record. Gene Ontology annotation, cellular component: membrane. The coding region runs from base 20 to 655 and encodes 211 amino acids.